AUGGAGAUGCCUGGACACUGCAGCCUCGUCCUCUUAUUGGUGGCUGUAGACCUGACCCAGUAUUGCGCAGGCUCACACUGGCUGCUGACUUUCAACAUUGUGAUUUUGGAGCCUGGCAGGUUGGAGCCCCUGUUUAUACAGGUUGGAUAUGUAGACUCCACACAGUUUCAGGGAUUUGACACCAAAAAACCAAAUGCAAGGAUGCAACCUCGGGCUGCUUGGAUGGAGCAGGAGCCACCUGAAUAUUGGGAGAAAGAGACAGCAAAAGCCCAUGGCUUAUCACUGUCAGGAAGACGAAUUCUUAGGUACCUGAUGAUAAAUAAUGAGAAUGGUAAUGACCAGAGGCUGAAUGGGUGUGUGGCAGACUAUCACACCCUGCAGGAAGUAUAUGGCUGCAAUAUGGCAAAUGAUGGGAGCUUCCUCGGCAGUCACUACCAGCUCAACUACUAUGGCUAUGAUUCUUUAAUCCUGAAUGAGGACCUGAACUCUUGGAUUGCAGAGGGCAAAGUAGGUGAAGAAUUCAAGAAAUACCAGGAGCAAGGAGGCCUGACAGAAAGUUGGAGGACUUACCUGCUAGGGAAGUGUGUGGAAAGCCUUCUUAGAUGCCUGGACCUUGGAGAGGAGGCCUUGAUGCACUCUGAUGCCCCCCGAACACAUGUGACCCACCAUGUAAGACCUGAAGGGAAUAUCACCCUGAGGUGCUGGGCCCUGGGCUUCUACCCAGCUGACAUCACAAUGACCUGGAAGAGGGAUGGGAAAAUCCACACCCAGGACAUGGAGCUGCCAGACACCAGGCCUGGAGGGGAUGGAACCUUCCAGAAGUUGGCAGCUGUGGUUGUUCCUCCUGGAGAAGUGCUGAGAUACACAUGCCAUGUGCACUAUGAAGGGUUACCUGAGCCACUCACUCUGAAAUGGGGGCCUCCACAAACCAUCCCCAUCAAAGCAAUUCUCACCAGCCUGGUUCUUGGAGCUUUGGUGGUGAUAACUGUGGUGAUUUUUCUGAUAUGGAAGAAAUAA
Molecule: messenger RNA, 1017 nt
Organism: Mus pahari (shrew mouse)
Lineage: Eukaryota; Metazoa; Chordata; Mammalia; Rodentia; Muridae
Product: H-2 class I histocompatibility antigen, Q10 alpha chain-like
Exons: 5
Coding region: 1-1017 (338 amino acids)
Biological process (GO): antigen processing and presentation of endogenous peptide antigen via MHC class I via ER pathway, TAP-independent; positive regulation of T cell mediated cytotoxicity; immune response
Cellular component (GO): external side of plasma membrane
Molecular function (GO): peptide antigen binding; signaling receptor binding
Source: RefSeq, a predicted model, not a curated record